Messenger RNA from Stegastes partitus (bicolor damselfish), 2334 nucleotides. RefSeq names its product ADAMTS like 5 (gene adamtsl5). The record is from RefSeq and is a predicted model, not a curated record. The transcript is spliced from 13 exons. The coding region runs from base 266 to 1948 and encodes 560 amino acids. Gene Ontology annotation, biological process: proteolysis; extracellular matrix organization. Gene Ontology annotation, cellular component: extracellular matrix. Lineage: Eukaryota; Metazoa; Chordata; Actinopteri; Pomacentridae. Gene Ontology annotation, molecular function: protein binding; metalloendopeptidase activity.
UUUGGGAACUGAGGAACACAGCUGUGUGGAGCCCUGCAGCUGAGAGAGAACACAGUUGAUUUAAAACUUUUAAAAAAACAGGAGAAGAGGACGAAUAAAAGCUGCAGGACGGAGCUGGAUAUGGAUGGUGUCGUUGGAUCGCCGCAGCCUGCAGCUGGGACGCGCUGUGCGUCUGAGCCGCGACGUUUCACAUCAUGAUACGUGAUCAAAACUGCACCUGACCGCGAAUGUAACAGUACCUGAGGCCAAUCCACACGGAUCUACUAUGUCCUCAGCACAGAGCAGGAAGUCGACUCUGCUCCAGUUCCUGACCUUCGUCCUGCUGCUGGUGGCUCCGGGCUGCCUGUCGUCCCCACAGAGGGCCUCUUGGGUUUCUGCGUGGGGUCCCUCCGGUGAGGCUUCAUCGGGGCGUCCGACUCGUGCACGACGACAGCUGCACUUCAGAAACGAGUGGGCGACGUGGGGCGGCUGGUCGGUUUGUUCACGCAGCUGCGGGAGCGGAGCUUCAGUCCGGACUCGAACCUGCAUCACCAGGAACCCCAUUGGUGGACCAUGUGCAGGAGAUCCCAGACAAUACAAGAUCUGCAACACCAAGGAGUGUCCCUCUGGCUCAGAGGACUUCAGAGACAUGCAGUGUGCUGCCUUCAACGACCGACCGCUGGUGGCUGGAAACUCCUUCAGAUGGACGACCUUUCAUGGAGGCUCUAACCCCUGUGAACUCAGCUGCCUCGCUCUGGGUCACAACUUCUACUACAACUUUGGCCGAGUGCUCGACGGAACGGCCUGCAGCAAAGAGCCGGGAGCAGUUUGUGUCAACGGGCGCUGUCUGGAACCCGGCUGUGACUCCAUCUUGGGCUCCAAGCAGCAGGAGGACGCCUGCAUGGUGUGUGGAGGACACAACAGCACCUGCCUGCACCACAAGAGUGUGUACCAGAGCAACGGUCUGGAGGCAGGAGGGCCGUUCGGAUACAACGAAGUGGCCAUGAUACCAGCUGGAGCCACUCACAUCCGAGUCACCGACAACAGCAGGAACUAUCUCGCCCUGCAGAACGGCAGAUCCCAGUUUGUCAUCAAUGGCAACUGGAAGAUCAGCGUCCCUGGAGAGUAUAACGUCGCCGGGACCAAGCUGCUGUACCGGCGCUCAGCAGACACCUGGGAGAGUUUCGAGGUGCCGGGACCCACCAAGGAAGACCUUCACCUGAUGGUUCUAUCGACAGACAGGAACCCGGGGAUCGAGUACGAGUACUGGCUGCCUCCGGACCAGUAUGCCCUCUACCACGGGAGGAGGAGUCCGCUGCGUCAGGCUCACCACACAGCCAGCUACCUCCCCUGGGACCAGCCCACCACCACAACCAGCACCACCACCACCACCACCCGGCCUCCUCCAAGCACCACCCGACCCUACUGGUUUUUAAGACCUGCGAAGCCGCCGCGACAAACUCCUCACGACAACCACCACCAGCGUCCUCAGCAGCCCAUCCUGCCUCGUCUGGAGCGAGAGGAGAACCACAGGAACCUCCUGCCUCAGCCCUCACCUGGAAGGCAUUGUGGGAAAUGCCAUCGAGCUAAAGGUCGAAGGGAGCGCCAGAGACAGUAUUGUCAGAAGGACUUUGUUUUCCGAGCCAGAGUCCUGGGGAAGCUGUACCGAGGCGAGGAGACCCGCUACGACGUCCAGAUCAUCCACACCUACCGGAACCGCUUCCGCCUGGAGCACCGGGAGUUCCUGUGGGUCCCCAACACGUGCGACUGCCCUCAGCUGGUGGUGGGGAGGCAGUACAUCCUGAUGGUGCGUCGCCACAUUAACUACGAGCGCACGCUGAACCGCAUCCUGCUGGAGGAGGACAGCUACGUGGUGCCGUACCGACCCAGAGAGGACGAGCAGGUGCGGCCGCUCGAAAGGCUCUGCAGCAACACGGGACCCAAGCAGCCGGCCGAGCUCAGAGGAUGAGGCGGGACAAUGUGGAGGACGAAGCUCAAACUGAAGCUUUACUCACGUUUAAUCUUCCAUUUCUGGAUCUUCAAAGGUUCACCAGACUGCUUGUUGUCGGUGCGAUGAUGAGAGAUGAAGCUGGAAAACCAAACAAGACUGGACGUUUAUUUAAAAGCCUUACUGUACCAUGUAGAGCACUUUAGGUGGACGCUUGUGCCCACCUUUAAACACAAACCAAAGAGAAGAACAUUGACUGAAAUGGCCUUUUUGCUAACGCUGUUUUUCCACAGCUACCAUUUAUUUUUUUUAUAUUGCAUUUGUGUGUGCGUUUGUGUGUGUUUGUAAACGUAAAGGAAAAAUUCCACUCGACAGAAUUAUUUCAGAUUGAACGAAUGUUGCACCUC